This is a messenger RNA of Centropristis striata (black sea bass), 1600 nucleotides long. Its product is annotated as beta-1,3-N-acetylglucosaminyltransferase lunatic fringe-like. Lineage: Eukaryota; Metazoa; Chordata; Actinopteri; Perciformes; Serranidae. Bases 95 to 1165 code for a protein of 356 amino acids. The transcript has 8 exons. Gene Ontology annotation, biological process: pattern specification process; regulation of Notch signaling pathway. Gene Ontology annotation, molecular function: O-fucosylpeptide 3-beta-N-acetylglucosaminyltransferase activity. The record is from RefSeq and is a predicted model, not a curated record. Gene Ontology annotation, cellular component: Golgi membrane.
UCGAGGCUGACAGAGCGGCUCUGACUUGUGUCUGCACCAUAAACAUGUUGUAAAUAAUAGAGAAUUAUUUUGUGUCCCUGAAAACAGUGUCACAAUGUGGAAACAAAGCGGCGGAUCAAAGAGCACCUUCAGCUCCGCAGUGGGACCUCGCGUUGUUGCCGCCGCGGUCACCUGUCUGCUCGUGACCGGGAUGCUGGUCGUCACCGUCGGACAGCCGAGCAGCGGAGACCCGGUGGAGCCUCCAGCUUCAACGAGCGGAAAAGUUUUCUCGGCGUAUUUCCGGAAACUAACCCGGGAGAGGCGAGCGAUAGCCGACCCACCGCGGAGGAGCGCUCCGCCGGGGCCAGUGGAGCAUCUCUCCCCGGCAGACCUGUUCAUAGCGGUGAAAACCACCGGGAGGUAUCACCGGCAGAGACUGGAGCUGCUGCUGGACACCUGGAUCUCCAGGAACACGCAACAGACGUUCGUGUUCACUGAUGGAGAGGACGAGAAGCUGAGGAAAAGGAUGGGAGCUCACCUGAUCAACACCAACUGCUCAGCGGCCCACAAUCGCCAGGCCCUCUCCUGUAAAAUGUCUCUGGAAUAUGACGCUUUUAUUAACUCUGGAAAGAAGUGGUUCUGUCACGUCGAUGAUGAUAACUACGUGAACGUCGGCUCCCUCCUGAAGCUGCUGUCUCAGUACGGUCACACACAGGAUGUUUAUAUCGGCCGGCCCAGCCUCGAGCGGCCGAUAGAGGCCACGGAGAGGCUCGGAACAGCUGACAUGAAGCAGGUGCGUUUCUGGUUCGCCACAGGAGGAGCUGGGUUCUGUCUGAGCCGAGGCCUCGCUCUCAAGAUGAAACCCUGGGCGAGUGAUGGAGCUUUCAUGGCAACAGCUGAGCACAUUCGCCUCCCAGACGACUGCACCAUUGGUUACAUCGUGGAGGGGCUGCUCGGUGUGAGCCUCAUCCGCUCGGCGUUGUUCCACUCCCACCUGGAGAACCUGGGCCUGGUGUCAGACAUACACAACCAGGUGACUCUCAGCUACGGAACGGUGGAAAACAGCAGAAACACUGUCAACCUGAAAGGAACUUUUUCAAUAAGUGAAGAUCCUACAAGGUUCAGGUCGGUCCAUUGUCUGCUGUACCCAGACACCGCUUGGUGCCCGAGCCCCCGGACACUUUAACGCCAUCCAGACGCAGACAGACUGGUGGAGAAGAAGAAGUUGGUGUCUGCCUUAACUCUGUUUUCUCUGAUAGAGGAGGAUAUCAUUGAAAACAUCCAGGAAUAAAGAGGAGUCCCACUGCUGCCCUCUUCUGGCUCCCCAGUGGUGAAGAAACAUUUGGACAUAAAUGUUUUCUUCUUAUCAAGCACCAGUCUGAGUAGUUUUAUGAGGGACGACAGUUUUUAUUAGUUUGACACCUGAACUCUGAGUGUUAUAUGGUGUCAAAAGGCCAAAAACUGCAACAAGAGAAGAAGAUUUAAGGUCAAAAUUGUUGGAUGGAUGGAAAAUUCUGAGACAACUUUGCUAUAUUUAGGGUAGCACGAGAGAAAAGCCCUGUUGUUACCAAAUCUAAAGGAUUUAUCCUCUUCUUUUUUAUCCCCCAAAUGUAGAGCUGAA